UUUAGUUCCAUCUCCAAUAUCCACUACUUUAAAAAUAGCGGCAAUUAUUCGCAAAUUCUUCUUUAAAUAUCCUAAAAGAUUUCUCAUUAAUUAUAAACCAUCAUGUCAACGGCUCAGGCAACCAAGAACUGCAUUACACUUAAAGGUUCCGCUCAGAUUAUCGUGGAAUAUCUGAAAUAUGGAAUCAAUUCUAUACUUUUCCAACGUGGCAUUUAUCCUGCGGAAGAUUUUGACAAUACACAGCAAUAUGGAUUGACUAUUCUGAUGUCCAAGGAUCCCAAGAUACAGACGUUUCUGCAAAAUGUACUUAGUCAAACUGAAGAAUGGCUGGCAAAGAACAUGAUCAACAAGAUCUCUAUGGUCAUCACAAAUGCCCACACCAAAGAGGUCUUAGAAUGCUGGGAUUUCAAGAUGCAGGCCGAAUUGGGCGACGGCGACACCAGUGAUAUCAGCAAAGUGACCACCAGCAAGGAGUUGAGUCGUAUUCAAAACGAAAUUCGCGAUGUUAUGCGACAGAUUUCGGCCACUGUGAGCUAUUUACCACUGCUCGAUUGCAUCUGCACUUUCGACGUGAUGAUCCAUACACUUCAGAACACCGAGCUACCCGCCAAAUGGGAUGAAACGGGUGCGAUAAUCAUUCAGAACGCCCAGGCCGUUCAGCUGCGGUCCUUCUCCACAGGUUUACAUAAGGUGGACACUGUGGUCAACUACAAGAUGAGUUCCUAGUUGCAUAGCCUAGAAACUCGAAUCGGUUUAAAUAUUUAUUCCUUUUUUAUAUUUACAAUAGUGCGUAACGAACGUAACGUAUUUGAGAGUUGCAUUAAAAGCCAGUUGUGAAAAGCUAA
Drosophila ficusphila is the source of this 845-nucleotide messenger RNA. RefSeq names its product mitotic spindle assembly checkpoint protein MAD2A (gene mad2). The transcript has 3 exons. Gene Ontology annotation, cellular component: kinetochore; cytoplasm; nucleoplasm. Gene Ontology annotation, biological process: mitotic spindle assembly checkpoint signaling. NCBI's taxonomy places the organism in Eukaryota, Metazoa, Arthropoda, Insecta, Diptera, Drosophilidae. Bases 103 to 726 code for a protein of 207 amino acids. The record is from RefSeq and is a predicted model, not a curated record.